Molecule: messenger RNA, 1066 nt
Organism: Symbiodinium sp. CCMP2456
Lineage: Eukaryota; Dinophyceae; Suessiales; Symbiodiniaceae
Source: the annotation of a GenBank genome assembly
GCUGCCACAUCCCAGUAGAGGCGCUCGCUGCCCUCGAAGCCCCUCACGUCGCUGCGCUGAAGGUCUUGCGUCGCCGGGCUAUAGAGCAGCAGCGGCGUCUCGUGAUCGUCUUCGCAUCUCAGAAACUCCUGGAGGCCGCGUUCACCGCAGCUCAAAACAGUCGCUCUCAGAACAGCAAGCAACGAGGGGGCUGCUUGCCGAGAAGGUGGAACAAGCCUGUGCCGGGUGGGGUUGUCGCCUGACAGACAAGGGCCUCGGGCUGCUAAAUCAGGGCUUGACGCGACUCUGGCCCCGAGUAGAUGAAGAUCGAGUUCUGGAGGAUGCAGAGGCUCGCAUCGCGCAGCUUCAGCACUUCCAUCGCGAGGCGGCGAUGAGCUCUUCAAGCUUCACCGAGCUCUGCGCAAGAUUCCCUGAGAUUUUUUUCGACUACACCGUGAAGGCCUUGUGGGAAGAUGAUGGUCUUCUUGCCGUGCACAAGCCCUGGGGCAUGCGAGCAUACCUGGCACGGAGGGAUGGCGAGAAGAAAAGUGGUGGUCUACGCGCGAGGUAUCGGGCUUGGCCGGAGGAGCUCACAGCCCACGAUCUGCUGCAGGAAAUCUGCGAGGGAAGCCGCCCUCGCAUGUGCAACCGGCUCGACUUUGCUACCAGUGGCCUCAUGUUGGUCGGCAAAAACCGUAAGGCAGCUGGGAAGGCAUCCUGUCUCUUCCAGCAACGCCGAGUCUUGAAGACCUACCUGGCGCUGGUACUCGGCCAUCCUCCAGCAAGCUGGGAGAAAGGUGUUGUGCUGAACUACCGCAUUACGGACACUGCUGGCUUUGCGAGAAAGGCCGUGAACUCGAUGGAGGACACUACCGGCCGCACGACGGAGACUGCAGAGACAUCAGUUCGGGUGCUGAAACGGGGCCUGUGGCCCCCGAAGCCCUGGCAAGCGAGCUUCGGCGGCUGCGGCGAAGGGAGCCAGGAGGAAGUGACGCGAGAGCCGCUGCCUGCCUCCUUGGUCGAGGUUAGCCCCAAGACGGGCCGCCGGCAUCAGAUUCGUGUACACUUGGCAGCCGCGGGCCAUCCC